This is a messenger RNA of Cryphonectria parasitica EP155, 274 nucleotides long. RefSeq lists its product as uncharacterized. The record is from RefSeq and is a predicted model, not a curated record. The transcript is spliced from 3 exons. The annotation marks the transcript as partial. Lineage: Eukaryota; Fungi; Ascomycota; Sordariomycetes; Diaporthales; Cryphonectriaceae.
UCCGGAGCUGCUCCCCCUCAGCAGGCUGGUGCGGAAAAGGAAGAUUACCUUGACAAGGCCUUUGACUUCGGCGCCAAGAAGUCCGGCCACACCGUUGACCGCAACACCUCCGAGAAAAUCACCGACGGUGCCCGUGAGAUGUUUGAGAAGGCGACGGGCAAGCAGGUCAACUCCAAGUUCUCCAACUAAACCAACCGGCUUGGAAAAUCCUGAUGGACAACUACCUACCUACGUGCCUACCUAUACGUAAUUGAGACCGGCCGGGGGGGGGGGG